GAUGCUGCUCCCCCUGCCUCUGCGGGUAGGCUGCAGCCUGCUUGCCUGGCUCGCUCUCUAUGCCUGGUUCUGCCAUCGCUUCAAGCACCGGAGUUACGAAUGGAGCUGCAGGCUGGUCACGCUGACCCAUGGCAUCCUUGCCACCUGUCUCUCUGCUUACAUUGGCUUUAUUGAUGGUCCCUGGCCCUUGAGUCACCCAGGAUCACCAAACACAACUCUGCAGGUACUCGGGCUGUGCCUUAGCUUGGGCUACUUCCUCUUUGACCUUUGUUGGUGUGUGUACUUCCAGACAGAGGGUGCCCUCAUGCUGGCCCACCAUCUGGUGAGCAUCUUGGGCAUCACAGCAUCACUGGCACUCGGGGAGUCAGCUGCAGAGGUCAAUGCUGUCAUCUUUGGUAGUGAGAUCACUAACCCACUGCUGCAGGCCCGCUGGUUCCUGAAGGAGAUGGGAUGUUACCACAGCUUCACAGGUGACCUGGUGGAUUUCUUCUUCGUGGUCCUCUUCACUGGGGUGAGGAUUGGCGUGGGGGCCUGGCUGAUGUACUGUGAGCUUGCUUCUCCCAAACCCAGGUGGUACAUUAAGCUGGGUGGUGUCAUCAUGUACGCUGUCUCCUGGGUUUUCAUGGUCAGCAUCUGUCGCUUCGCUAGGAGGAAGAGCAUGAAGAAGUACCAUGCCUGGAGGAGUCAAAGGAGUGAGGAGCUACACUUGAAAACUAAUGGACAUCUGAAAAAACACUGA
Indicator indicator is the source of this 739-nucleotide messenger RNA. Its product is annotated as TLC domain-containing protein 5-like. The coding region runs from base 2 to 739 and encodes 245 amino acids. NCBI's taxonomy places the organism in Eukaryota, Metazoa, Chordata, Aves, Piciformes, Indicatoridae. Gene Ontology annotation, cellular component: membrane. The record is from RefSeq and is a predicted model, not a curated record. The transcript is spliced from 2 exons.